Molecule: messenger RNA, 216 nt
Organism: Menidia menidia (Atlantic silverside)
Lineage: Eukaryota; Metazoa; Chordata; Actinopteri; Atheriniformes; Atherinopsidae
Source: the annotation of a GenBank genome assembly
UCCUUCGCGUCCGUGGCGGAAAUACCUUCCGUGGAGAUGAAACCUGCCGUGGACGAGAUGUUCCCCGAGGGCGCGGGACCCUACGUGGACCUGGACGAGGCAGGGGGCAGCAGCGGGCUGCUGAUGGACCUGGCAGCCAAUGAGAAAGCGGUACACUCGGACUUCUUCAACGGUGAGAUUUCUCCUCUCUAUCAAUUUAAAAAAAAAAAGAAAUAA